Molecule: messenger RNA, 7945 nt
Organism: Chanos chanos (milkfish)
Lineage: Eukaryota; Metazoa; Chordata; Actinopteri; Gonorynchiformes; Chanidae
Gene: polr2a
Product: RNA polymerase II subunit A
Exons: 28
Coding region: 152-6061 (1969 amino acids)
Biological process (GO): transcription by RNA polymerase II
Cellular component (GO): RNA polymerase II, core complex
Molecular function (GO): DNA binding
Source: RefSeq, a predicted model, not a curated record
GCCAGUAAACAACGUGUAUCACUGGGAAACCGCCAUCGGAGACAUUCCGGUCACCAUUGGGGACCUGGCGGGAGUCUUGGUGGCGUCUCAGAGCUGUUCCUUCUUUCAAAGCGGCGUGCCGGGGGAGGACGCGUCUCUUUGAAUAGACAGGAUGCACGGACCGCCCUCCAGCGACAGCGCAUGCCCAUUGCGCCUCAUCAAGAGAGUGCAAUUCGGCAUCAUCAGCCCAGAUGAACUUAAACGCAUGUCAGUCACAGAGGGGGGUAUCAAGUACCCUGAGACUACAGAGGGCGGGCGCCCAAAACUGGGAGGGCUGAUGGAUCCCCGACAGGGGGUUAUUGAGAGAUCGGGCAGAUGCCAGACAUGUGCAGGAAACAUGACUGAAUGCCCAGGCCACUUUGGCCAUAUUGAGUUGGCCAAGCCAGUUUUUCACGUUGGCUUCAUCACCAAGAUUAUGAAGGUCCUCCGCUGUGUCUGCUUCUUCUGCUCUAAGCUGCUGGUGGACUCGAACAACCCAAAGAUCAAAGACAUCUUAGCCAAGUCAAAAGGGCAGCCCCGUAAGCGCCUGACCCAUGUCUAUGACCUGUGUAAAGGCAAGAAUAUCUGUGAGGGUGGAGAGGAGAUGGACAACAAAUUUGGCAUGGAACAGCAGGAGACAGAGGAGGACCUCACCAAGGAGAAGGGUCACGGAGGGUGUGGACGGUACCAGCCCCGUAUUCGGCGUUCCGGCCUGGAGCUGUACGCUGAGUGGAAGCACGUGAACGAGGACUCGCAAGAGAAAAAGAUUCUGCUGAGUCCAGAGCGCGUGCAUGAGAUCUUCAAACGCAUCUCUGACGAGGAAGUCGUGAUCUUGGGCUUGGACCCCAAAUUUGCCCGUCCCGAAUGGAUGAUUGUCACUGUGCUUCCUGUGCCUCCCCUGGCCGUCAGACCCGCUGUGGUCAUGCAGGGCUCCGCCCGAAACCAGGAUGAUUUAACACACAAACUGGCCGAUAUUGUGAAAAUAAACAACCAGCUGCGGCGGAACGAGCAGAGUGGUGCAGCGGCUCACGUCAUAGCUGAGGAUGUGAAGCUCCUGCAGUUUCACGUGGCCACCAUGGUCGACAAUGAGUUGCCUGGCCUGCCGAGGGCCAUGCAAAAGUCAGGCCGUCCACUAAAAUCCAUCAAGCAGAGGCUGAAGGGAAAAGAGGGGCGUGUUAGAGGAAACCUGAUGGGGAAGCGUGUGGACUUCUCCGCCCGAACCGUCAUCACGCCUGACCCCAACCUGCAGAUCGACCAGGUGGGCGUCCCACGCUCAAUCGCUGCCAACAUGACCUUCCCUGAGAUCGUCACUCCCUUCAAUAUCGACAGACUCCAGGAGUUAGUCAGAAGAGGCAACAGCCAGUACCCAGGAGCCAAAUACAUUAUCCGUGACAACGGAGACCGUAUUGACCUGCGAUUCCAUCCUAAACCAAGUGACCUUCACCUUCAGAUUGGUUAUAAGGUGGAACGACACAUGUGUGAUGGUGACAUCAUCAUCUUCAACAGACAGCCCACGCUGCACAAAAUGUCCAUGAUGGGGCACAGAGUUCGAAUUCUGCCUUGGUCCACUUUUCGACUCAACCUCAGUGUGACAACUCCCUACAACGCUGACUUUGACGGGGACGAGAUGAAUCUGCAUCUGCCACAGUCUCUGGAGACACGUGCUGAGAUCCAGGAGUUGGCCAUGGUGCCACGUAUGAUCGUCACACCCCAGUCCAACAGGCCCGUCAUGGGUAUCGUGCAGGACACCCUCACUGCCGUGCGCAAGUUCACCAAGAGGGACGUCUUCUUGGAGAGGGGGGAAGUGAUGAAUCUGCUGAUGUUCCUCUCCACGUGGGACGGCAAAGUGCCUCAGCCAGCCAUCCUGAAGCCACGGCCGCUCUGGACUGGCAAGCAGAUUUUCAGUUUGAUCAUCCCGGGCCACAUCAACGCCAUCCGAACGCACAGCACGCACCCUGACGAAGAGGACAGCGGGCCCUACAAACACAUAUCUCCUGGGGACACCAAGGUGAUUGUCGAGAAUGGAGAGUUGAUCAUGGGGAUCCUGUGUAAGAAGUCUCUGGGGACAUCGGCCGGCUCACUUGUCCACAUCUCCUACCUGGAGAUGGGCCAUGACGUCACACGACUGUUCUACUCAAAUAUUCAAACUGUCGUCAACAACUGGCUGCUAAUUGAGGGUCACUCUAUCGGUAUUGGUGAUUCCAUUGCUGAUGCCAAAACAUAUCUGGACAUUCAGAACACCAUUAAGAAGGCCAAACAGGAUGUGAUAGAGGUGAUUGAGAAAGCUCACAACAAUGAGCUGGAGCCCACGCCAGGUAACACUCUGAGACAGACCUUUGAAAACCAGGUCAACCGCAUCCUGAAUGACGCUCGAGACAAAACUGGCUCUUCUGCUCAGAAGUCCCUCUCCGAGUACAACAACUUCAAAUCCAUGGUGGUGGCUGGUUCCAAGGGUUCCAAAAUCAACAUCUCACAGGUUAUUGCUGUGGUGGGGCAGCAGAACGUUGAGGGUAAGCGAAUCCCCUUUGGCUUCAAGCACCGAACUCUUCCUCACUUCAUUAAAGAUGAUUACGGUCCUGAGAGUAGAGGCUUUGUGGAGAACUCCUACCUGGCUGGCCUCACGCCCACAGAGUUCUUCUUCCACGCUAUGGGUGGACGUGAGGGUCUGAUCGACACGGCUGUGAAAACUGCUGAGACAGGUUAUAUUCAGCGACGUCUGAUCAAGUCUAUGGAGUCUGUGAUGGUGAAGUAUGAUGGCACAGUGAGAAACUCCAUUAAUCAGGUGGUACAGCUGAGGUACGGAGAGGAUGGCUUGGCUGGAGAGGCUGUCGAAUUCCAGAAUAUGGCCACCCUCAAGCCCUCCAACAAGGCCUUUGAGAAGAAGUUCAAGUUUGACUGCACCAAUGAGCGCGCCCUGCGCCGUACCCUUCAGGAAGACGUGGUCAAAGAUGUGUUGACCAAUGCACACGUGCAGGGUGCCUUGGAGAGGGAAUUUGAAAAAAUGAAGGAAGACAGGGAGAUUUUGAGAGCCAUCUUCCCCACUGGAGACAGUAAAGUGGUGCUGCCAUGCAAUUUAGCAAGAAUGAUCUGGAAUGCUCAGAAGAUUUUCCGAAUCAAUCCUCGAACCCCAACCGACCUGAACCCAUUACGGGUGGUAGAGGGAGUUCAUGAGUUGAGCAAGAAACUGGUUAUUGUAAAUGGUGACGAUCCAUUGAGUCGACAGGCCCAGGAGAAUGCCACACUGCUCUUCAACAUCCACUUGCGUUCCACCCUCUGCUCCCGACGCAUGACAGAGGAAUUUCGUCUCAGCACAGAGGCCUUUGACUGGCUCCUGGGAGAGAUUGAGACCAAAUUCAACCAAGCCAUCGUCCACCCUGGUGAAAUGGUGGGAGCUCUGGCUGCUCAGUCUUUGGGCGAGCCAGCCACUCAGAUGACCCUGAAUACCUUCCAUUACGCCGGUGUGUCGGCUAAGAACGUCACUCUUGGAGUGCCUCGUCUCAAAGAGUUGAUCAACAUCUCCAAGAGGCCCAAGACCCCGUCUCUGACCGUCUUCCUGCUGGGCCAGGCCGCCCGCGACGCUGAGAGGGCGAAAGACAUCCUGUGUCGCCUUGAGCACACCACCCUUAGGAAAGUCACGGCCAAUACAGCCAUCUAUUACGACCCUAAUCCACAGAACACAGUGGUGGCAGAGGACCAGGAGUGGGUCAACGUCUACUACGAGAUGCCCGACUUUGACGUGACGCGUAUUUCGCCGUGGUUGCUGCGUAUCGAACUUGACCGCAAGCACAUGACUGACCGUAAACUGACCAUGGAGCAAAUCGCUGAGAAGAUUAACGCAGGUUUUGGAGAUGAUCUGAACUGUAUCUUUAAUGAUGACAAUGCUGAGAAACUGGUGCUGAGAAUCAGGAUCAUGAACAGUGAUGAGAACAAGUUUCAGGAGGAUGAAGAGGUUGUUGAUAAGAUGGACGAUGAUGUUUUUCUACGCUGCAUCGAGUCCAAUAUGCUGACUGACAUGACUCUACAGGGCAUUGAACAGAUUAGCAAGGUAUACAUGCAUCUCCCUCAGACGGACAACAAGAAAAAGAUCAUCAUCACUGAGGAGGGAGAGUUUAAGGCCCUGCAGGAGUGGAUUCUGGAGACAGAUGGCGUGGGACUCAUGAGGGUCCUGAGUGAGAAGGAUGUAGACCCAGUCAGAACCACCUCCAAUGACAUUGUGGAGAUCUUCACUGUCCUGGGUAUUGAGGCUGUGAGGAAGGCUCUGGAGAGGGAGUUGUAUCAUGUCAUCUCCUUUGACGGCUCUUAUGUGAACUACCGCCAUCUUGCCCUGUUGUGUGACACGAUGACCUGCAGAGGUCACCUGAUGGCCAUCACACGUCACGGCAUCAACAGACAGGACACGGGACCGCUCAUGAAGUGUUCCUUUGAGGAGACGGUGGACGUGUUGAUGGAGGCCUCAUCUCAUGGAGAACUUGACCCCAUGAAAGGUGUCUCUGAGAACAUUAUGCUUGGCCAGCUGGCCCCAGCUGGUACGGGCUGCUUUGACCUGCUGCUUGAUGCAGAGAAAUGUAAAUACGGCAUGGAAAUUCCCACAAACAUCCCUGGCAUCAGCGUUGCUGGACCGACGGGUAUGUUCUUUGGUUCGGCACCGAGCCCCAUGAGUGGCAUGUCUCCAGCCAUGACCCCUUGGAACACAGGAGCUACCCCUGCCUACGGUGCCUGGUCACCCAGCGUGGGAAGUGGAAUGACUCCUGGGGCGGCAGGGUUUUCCCCCAGCGCUGCGUCAGAUGCCAGUGGAUUCUCUCCAGGCUACUCCCCUGCUUGGUCCCCUACACCGGGAUCACCUGGGUCUCCUGGUCCAGCCAGCCCCUACAUCCCCUCCCCAAGUGGAGCCAUGUCUCCAAAUUAUUCUCCCACCUCUCCGGCGUACGAGCCUCGUUCACCGGGUGGCUACACCCCCCAGAGCCCAGGAUACUCUCCAACCUCCCCUUCCUACUCUCCAACCUCUCCUUCCUACUCUCCAACCAGCCCCAAUUACAGCCCUACGUCUCCAUCUUAUUCUCCAACUUCUCCUUCCUAUUCCCCGACCUCUCCAUCUUAUUCCCCCACGUCUCCAAGUUACUCUCCAACCUCUCCAUCUUAUUCUCCUACUUCUCCCUCUUACUCCCCUACGUCACCCUCUUAUUCACCUACAUCUCCUAGCUACAGUCCCACGUCGCCUAGCUACAGUCCCACGUCGCCUAGCUACAGCCCUACCUCUCCAUCUUACUCCCCAACCUCUCCAUCAUAUUCUCCAACAUCUCCCUCUUACUCUCCUACGUCUCCUAGCUACUCUCCUACAUCUCCCUCUUAUUCUCCCACCUCACCCAGCUACAGCCCCACUUCUCCCAGUUACAGCCCCACUUCACCAAAUUACACACCAACUUCGCCUUCCUACAGCCCAACAUCUCCUUCCUACUCCCCCACGUCCCCCAAUUAUACCCCCACCAGCCCCAAUUAUUCGCCCACCUCACCAUCUUACUCGCCAACUUCUCCAUCUUACUCACCAUCCAGCCCACGCUACACACCCCAGUCACCCACCUACACCCCGAGCUCUCCUUCCUACAGCCCGAGCUCGCCUUCAUACUCCCCAACCUCCCCAAAAUACACCCCCACUUCGCCUUCCUACAGCCCCAGCUCUCCGGAAUACACCCCGACGUCGCCGAAGUACUCCCCCACCUCACCCAAAUACUCGCCCACUUCUCCCAAAUACAGCCCCACUUCACCGACUUAUUCCCCAACCACCCCCAAGUACAGCCCAACCUCACCCACUUACUCCCCAACCUCUCCCACCUACACCCCGACCAGUCCCAAAUACUCCCCCACGUCGCCCACCUAUUCCCCAACCUCGCCCAAAUACUCACCCACAUCCCCUACAUACUCACCCACUAGCCCUAAGGGCUCUACCUACAGCCCAACUUCCCCAGGCUACAGUCCCACCUCGCCCACCUACAGCCUCACCAGCCCGGCCAUCAGCCCCGAUGACAGCGAUGAGGAAAACAACUGAAAUCCAUUGGAGAAGAAGAAUAGUCUCUGUUUCUUCUGUCCCACAGAUUGACUCUCUGACCCCAGAACAUGUGACUGAAGGAUUUCCCUCUUUGCUGGGGAUGUCAUUAUCGUUGUCUUUCGGAAUGGAGGCUAAGACACCUGGGGUCCCACGUGAAGUUUUUUUUUUUUUUUUCUGUUUGUUGUUGUUUUUAGUUUUUGGUUGUUUUUUUUUUUCCCCGCCCCUCUUUUGGACCUCUUGGACCACUCUUACUUAGCCUUUCCCAUCCAAAGGGGUUCUUUCUAUUCUCUUUCUCUCUAUUUACUACUAUUGAAUUUCAUAGACUUGAACUAGUGGCCAGAAAAUGGCUGCCUCUUGAAUAGACAGUUUUGUUUUUAAUUUCAUCGGGUGUUACGACAUAGUAACUCGCCCCACUAUUGGAGGAAACGGAGGGAACUUGUGUGAUUCUAACACAACAAAACUCUGAUUUCCCCAUUCUUCUUUCUCUCUCUCUCUUUGAAAUUCAGUGUUGGAUGUAAAGGAAAUGUAUGUGAGAGCUCAAAGUAUUGCCAAAAGCCUUCAAAAAAACAAAAAACAAAAAGCAAAACAGUGGAUUGUAUUUAUCUGCAAAGCAUUUAAGCUUAAAUGAGACUUUGAAUAGGAAUCACUAUAAUGGAAUAGACUGAGGUGCACAGAUCUUUUGACAUAUUUUACUGAAACGUAUCUGAGGUGAUUUUUUUUUCCCCUCCUUUUGUUCUUUGUUCUGUAAAUAUUGUCCACAAAUGGUGGAGAGAAAAAAAAUGUGGUGGGUUUUCAGUUGAAAGCUGGAUAUAGUGAAAGCUUGUUCCUGAAAAUGUUCUGUUUUUGAGCAAAACAGUUUGUUUUUGAAAAGUUGAAGUUUUUAAGAAAAUUACAUUUCAAGUGAGGGGGGGUGUGUGGUCUUGAUAAUGCAGACAAAAACCAAUUUAUGAUUGGCGUUCAAAAGAUCAAUCUAGAUUAAUGGAAGCAGAACCUGGGAGAAGAAUGGACAUGUUAUGAAGGAACUGAAGAAAGGUGUCGCCCCCCCCCCCCUUCCCACUGUACACCACCCCAAACGUAGCAAGCCUUACAGCCCUCAAACUUCACUAGCAGCUUUUAAUAACAGUCUAAUUAGACACCAACAGAAACAAUGAUUCCUAACACCACAUUUAUGUGACUACAGGUGAGGUUCAAAUUUAUAAAGAGACUUUUGAUGACUCUUAAUCCCUUACCCCCAACCCCCGAGGAAUGGUCUAGGGAGGAAAAGUGUAGACCUGGGUGCACUGGUCGUUCAUGUGCAUUAGUAGCACCUGUUGAUGCUUUUUAAUCAGCUUUUAGGUUUAAAGUACAAUUUGAAACCCCUUCCCUCUCUUUCAGCAUCUCUUCAGUCACUGACUAGAAUAUGUAUAAGUUCUUUUUUUUUCCCUUCUCUCUCUUAUUGGAGUCACUGUUGAACUUAUUUAAGCAAAGUGAAACUACAGUUCUUUUGUGUGAAUUACAAUGAACAGAUUUUUUUUUUUUUGUUUUUCCUCCAAGUUUUGCAUUUGUUGGCUUUGUGAGGCUGUUUCUUGGAGGCUUGCAUUCAGGCUUCCCUUUUGGAUGAAGGAGUCAAAGAUGGGGGAGUUUAAUUCCAUGUGUGUGUGGUGUUUUUUUGGGGUUUUUUUUUGAGUCCUUCCACCCUUUCAAACAGUGCUAUUACACAAUGUUACAUGCGUUACACAGUGCUCUGUAGCUAGAGCUGAGGGUUAGUCCAAGGUGUGGUGGAUUUGAAAAACAAUGCAUGCUUUCAACAUGUGGGGGCAGCAAAGACCAUCUUGUUUGGCUGUCUGAGCGGACUGUAUAGAGCUCUGAUAGUCUGAGCUUCAGGUUAAGGUGUGUCUUUUUUUU